Messenger RNA from Onychomys torridus (southern grasshopper mouse), 2109 nucleotides. RefSeq names its product RAD21 cohesin complex component like 1 (gene Rad21l1). Lineage: Eukaryota; Metazoa; Chordata; Mammalia; Rodentia; Cricetidae. Gene Ontology annotation, molecular function: protein binding; chromatin binding. Gene Ontology annotation, biological process: mitotic sister chromatid cohesion; synaptonemal complex assembly; replication-born double-strand break repair via sister chromatid exchange. Gene Ontology annotation, cellular component: cohesin complex; synaptonemal complex. The transcript is spliced from 14 exons. The record is from RefSeq and is a predicted model, not a curated record. Bases 102 to 1757 code for a protein of 551 amino acids.
GCGGCGGGAGAGCUGCGUCCGGAUCCCCCUCGGCGUGAGGCGCUCCGCAGCGCCCACUCCACACUGAAAUUCCUUGAAUAUAAUUAAGUAAUACAGGCAACAUGUUCUACACUCAUGUGCUUAUGAGCAAACGUGGGCCACUGGCCAAAAUAUGGCUUGCAGCUCACUGGGAGAAGAAACUCACAAAGGCCCAUGUGUUUGAGUGUAAUCUAGAGACAACCAUUCAAAAAAUUAUUUCACCUAAGGUGAAAAUUGCACUUCGAACUUCAGGACACCUUCUUUUGGGAGUUGUUCGAAUCUAUAAUAGGAAGGCAAAGUAUCUUUUGGCAGAUUGCAGUGAAGCAUUUCUUAAGAUGAAGAUGACAUUUCGCCCAGGACUGGUUGACCUCCCAAAAGAGAAUUUUGAAGCGGCUUACAAUACUAUCACAUUACCGGAAGAAUUUCAUGAUUUUGACAUCUAUAAUAUGAAUGAUAUUGAUGCUUCAGAGCCCAUUGCUCAGAACCAAAGCAGACCAGAGGAAAUUACACUUAGAGAAGAAUAUAGCAAUGAUCUACUUUUCCAAGAUGGGAGCUUUGGGGAUGAACCUGAACUCCUCAGAAGACAUAGCCUCUUUGAUGACAACAUAUUAAUGAACUCCAGUGGUCUUGUAGUUGAACAUAGUUCUGGAAGCCUCAUUGAGGAAAAAUCUUUGUUCUUUGACAAUGGAGAUGGAUUUGGAGAUGAAGGAGCUGCAGGAGAAAUGAUUGACAAUCUAUUGCAAGAUGAGAAUACCGUUUUCGAAGAAAUGCAUUCGAACAAAGAAACAUCUCUGCCUCCUGAGCUUCCCAGUAGUAUAAUGGUAGAACCAGGUAAUUCAGAUGACCAAUACCUACCUGAAGAUGAAAAAGUAGAUGAAACAACAUUAUUAUCAAAUGAAGAAGAGGGGUUUACUCUUGACCCAAUUGAUUGUUUAGACAUCGCUGAGAGAAGGAAAAGCAAAAAGAGGAGGUUGCUCAUAGAUCCAGUCAAGGAGAUAAGUAGCAAGACUAUGCAUAAGCAGCUUACUUCCUUUGUGGACACUCUCAUGGUUCUGGACCUUGCACCUCCCACACAAAGACUGAUGAUGUGGAAGAAGAGAGGAGGAGUGGAUACACUUCUAUCAACUGCUACCCAGGAUCUGAUUCAUGAUGAACUGAAAAUGUUGUUUGCAAAAUGCUUCCUGUCCUCUGACUUUAAACUUGCAAAAUUGAUACAGAAGGAGUCAGUAAGGAAAGAAGUGGGAACUAAAAGCAUUCUAGAGCUCUCAGUGAUAGAAGAGCCCAAUUCCCACAGAGAGUUAGAUCAACGCCAGUCUUGGAAGGAUGUGAUUGUUGAAUCUGUGGGUAGCUUUCAGGAAGACAUCAAUAUGAAUAUUAACUCUGAGGAUAUAUUUGAAACAAUUUCUCCACCUGCCGAGGGAUUAUCUUCAAUGAAUGCUUCUUCAGCCCAAGAAAAUUGUCCAGUUGAAUUGGAGUCAUCAGGCAGCAAACAAAAUACUGAGGCAGAGAAAUGGAAUCAAAGAUUAUUUCAGACGUUAAAUGAAUUACGGGAAUCCAACAAGAUGGGAAUGCAGUCCUUUAGUCUGAUAAAGCUAUGCAGAAAUAGUGACCGAAAACAGGCAGCUGCCAAAUUUUAUACCUUUCUUAUCCUGAAAAAACAUCGAGCUAUUGAACUGAGCCAGAGUGUUCCCUAUGCAGAUAUUAUAGCUACAGUGGGACCAAUGUUCCAUAAGAUGUGAAAGAAAUCCAGAGCAUGCAGGUUUAUGCCAUCACUGGCACUUGUGCAUAGACUGUUCAGUUUGCUGCAGAAGCUAUGGAGAAGCAGCAGGUGGUCUGGCCCAUUUCACAGAGUCUGGCCUCCCAUUUUCUAUCUAGAGGGCAGAACCAAUCACAACCAGAAUUGGAAACCUAUGUUGGAGAUAGUUAAGUCACUUUUUAACUUAACCGAUUUAUCAUUUCCCUGAUCUGAGGAUUGCAUUUAGAUUGUGUUUAGCAUGCAUUGUGUUUAGCAUGCAUUGUAAAAUACAAUGUACCUUCAGGAAACAUUCAAGGGUGUUUGGGUUUUUUUGUUUGUUUGGUUGGUUUGGUUUU